UUUUUGGAUAAGUUCUUACAUUUUUUUACUCAAAGAUUAAUUUCAUAUUAUCUUUUUAUAGAUUAUAAUAAUUCUACAAGUAUAAGGUAAUCGUGAUCAUGAAGAUGUCGUGAUUAUGUAAUAUAUAUAAUAUUAUUACAUCUGUACAAAACUUGGUACAUCUACAUUUGAUUGUGAAGAUUGUGUUAUGUGCUACGUAUGUAACUGUUUCGGUUGGACUUUGGAUUUGUUUCAAAGGGCGCUAACGUUCUGCCUCUCGUGUUGGUUGGCAUACGCCGUGUGCUGCGGGCUAUUAAUUGCAUCCAUGGCUGGCAUCGCUUACGGUUACAACUAUUGCGUGGCAGAGUUCGUAACAUUUACAAGGAACGAUGUAAAAGUUUACAUGCGAAGAGGACAAUUUAACGAUAAGCCAAGUAUAUUCCAGCCAAAAAGAAGAAUGGGCGACGAUGAAGAUGACUUUCCAAUUAACCUGAUUGAUGACUAUAAACAAGAAGUGCAAUCAAACGAUGAAGCAGCAAUGUCAAAUAAAUGGAUGCAAGAUCAAGAUACAAGAAAGUACGCUGAAAGGCUAACAAAGUAUUUAGAACGCCCUAAAACAUUAAUCGAAACGAACGAACAAUCUAUAAGUUCUAAGGAACCAAACAAUAUUUUACCAAUACUUCCAACUCAGCACCUAUUAGUAACAUAUCCAACAGUUUCCACGACAUUAUGGCAAAGUGGGUCUAGAGAGAUUUUAAGAAAAAUGUUCGACCCAGUGUUACGACCAAUAGUAACUGAUUCAGAUAAAGAGAGUUAUUACGAUAACAAAGUGCAAAGAGCUCUUGGUAGUGUACUUACGAAACUAAAAACAACUGAAGAGGAAGACGCAGGUGCUAUAGACGAGUCUCUGGGUAUUAGAUUACGAAAAGAAGACAAUCCAAAAAGCGAACCGAUAAAUAUAAGACAUUGGAAAACAACAUCGAAGCCCAAAAAUUUGGACUAUUCUACAGAUGUAGACGAAGAAAUUAUUUACAAAUCUAUUUAA
Molecule: messenger RNA, 1024 nt
Organism: Nymphalis io (European peacock)
Lineage: Eukaryota; Metazoa; Arthropoda; Insecta; Lepidoptera; Nymphalidae
Exons: 7
Coding region: 188-1024 (278 amino acids)
Source: RefSeq, a predicted model, not a curated record